This is a messenger RNA of Hypoxylon fragiforme, 2619 nucleotides long. Its product is annotated as carbohydrate-binding module family 50 protein. The record is from RefSeq and is a predicted model, not a curated record. The transcript is spliced from 5 exons. The coding region runs from base 1 to 2619 and encodes 872 amino acids. Gene Ontology annotation, biological process: sterol metabolic process; regulation of plasma membrane sterol distribution; intracellular sterol transport. Lineage: Eukaryota; Fungi; Ascomycota; Sordariomycetes; Xylariales; Hypoxylaceae. Gene Ontology annotation, cellular component: cortical endoplasmic reticulum; Golgi apparatus.
AUGGCCGAUACGGGUAGGGUGUCAAGCUCUGCCACCCCGAGGUCCACAACUGGUCUAGUCGCUGCUGGUACCAAUGAUGCGAGUGCUGUGAGGUCGCGGAGUAGGAAGGUUCCCGCAAACCGGGAUGCAAUAAAAUCCCCCUCCUUGACACCUGGUCAGAGCCCCAUUCCCAGCCGAGGCGCAAGUCCCAUGCCAGCUGCGCGCCUCGGCAAUAGCAAUCUCCUAUCGAGCGGAAGGUCGAGUCCCUCCAACGCUGCCUUUUCGCGCGGGCUGCUGGAGGGUUCAUGGACACCUAGCUGGGCAUCCGUCCAAGAUUUUGCAUCGUCCCUACUAGAAGGCGGUUACAAUAGCGAACCAUCACGUCCCAACAGUAGCAGCGGGAGUAAAUCACGACCGAAGUCUAUAUGGAAUGGGUUCGGGGCAGGCGCUGCAAAACUUGGCAAGACAUCCACUUGGGGACCGGCACCUCCGGAGUCACGGCCGGCAGCCCGAGAUAUUGCAGCAGGAUCUCUUGCCGAGAGAGAAGCACAACUGAAAGCUAGGAAACGAGCUAGUGUACUGGAAAGCUACGAGGGAGUAAAUGGAGGGUUGGAUGUAGCUGGGAGGUAUAAAAGGAGGAACUCGGACGAGACUCCUCGAGGCGGAAGCGAACCUGACGUUGAAGAACACUUGGUCUAUUUACACCGUGUACAACCUACAGACACAUAUGCAGGCAUCGUCCUCCGUUAUAGAUGCCAGGAGCAGGCGUUUAGGAAGACGAAUGGGCUAUGGUCUCGGGACAAUAUCCAAAUACGCAAAUUCCUGAUGAUACCCGUCGAUGCAUGCGAAAACAAGGGACGGCCAUGCGAUCCGCCCUCCCAACACUCACAGAAAGUUGAUCAUUUAGCUACGACACCUUUGGCUUCCGAGUUUGGAAGCCCUACUUCCACCCCACAGCCACCGCGGACUCUUCAUGAUAGUUACUUUGAGUCCAUCAGUGGCACAUCAGCGGGACAACCGAAGCAGGAAGACGAGGAUUUACCAUGUACUCAUGUGCGGUGGGUUAAAUUAGAUUCAGUUAUAGAGCCCGUGGAGAUCGUAAGAGUCUCGAGGAAAUCGAUGGGUUAUUUUCCUCCUAGGCGAAAGAAGAGCAUUCACACAGCUUCCGCCUUCUCCACCCCACGUCACUCUCUUGACCUUUCAAAAACCAUCACAAACACAUCCGAAGCUGUUAAUAGUCCGGGACGGCUUUCAUCUAGACGACAAAGUUCUCUUAGUGCGCGACCGACCCCUACGAGCCUGGGGACCUCAUCUGCUAGAAGCAGGGUCGCUAGUGUGGGCGAGGGAGACGACGUUCCAGCGUGGAUGAGAAGGCCGGGAGGUGUAGGGUCUAUGGGAAAGAGCGUGAAAGCACCCGGCCCAGCUAAGGACUACUUUAAUACAUGGGUAAACAAACGACUACCUGGACUUGGUAUCGACUCGAUGCCUUCCAUGUCAGUUAUGGGAUCCGAGACAGCACAUUUUGGGUUUGAUAAUGCUACAGAAGAAACGGCGGGUAUCGUUGAAAGCCACUUUGAAGAAGGCCGGGAAGCUACUUCGCCUUCCCGCAACGGGAUCGGCCUCGAACAAGCCGCUGCAUCCGUCGAAUCAUGGUUGCGCGGCGCGUGGGCGAAGCGGACCGGUACUCCAAGGCUAAGCUCGUAUAAAAGCCCACCGGAGGACUUGGAUCUUAUCGAGCUCGCCGAUGCUAAUAGUGACGACGGAAGACAGGGUGCGUUUGCGAGAGCUCAGGAUGCUGCUGGUCUGCUGAACCAGGGGUUCCAAGCAUCGACGGGACGAAGUGAGGGCGAGGCCAUGCCCAUCUGCAUCGAGUGCCGGCACCCGGUGAAGACGCUGUGGACGCAGUACUCGGGCGCCGGUGACCCGUCGAGCGGGCACAACAUCCGGCUGACGGUGUAUAGGCAUCUGCUGCACAACACGCUCAUGCGCGAGCGCGACCAGUUUGAUCCGUCUAUCAUACGCUUAGGCACGCUCCUGUUACUCUUCGACGUCUACUUGACGUGGGCGCGCAUCGAGAAGCAAGCCACACCAUCGCCCGACUCGGUCUCCUCCGCGACAGGAAGUAAUCUGGGGAGUCUGGCACAGCAGCCCAUUGUCUUUCAAUAUCUAUACUUCCUAAUCCUCUGCACCUUCUCAACCCUCGCCUUCCACGUGAGCAUCCGCUUCCUGACCUCCUCCCCCUUCUCCCCCUUAGCCUUCCUGGGCUUCCUACCGACCUACCCGCGCCCCAACUCCGUCUCGACCGCCCUCCUCGUCUCCUCCUCCACCAAGCUCUUCCCCAUCCUCAUGGUCAUUUGGGACUACGACGUCCCCGCCGCCGCCCGCAGCCUCGGCUGGGCCGUCGUCGCCAACAAUGUAGAGGCCCUCGCCAUCCUCCUCGACUGCGGCUACGCUGUCGCGAUCGCGCUGACGGCCGCGGGCGCGGUUGCGAGGUGGCUUGUGGGACGCGCGAUUCUGUGGAUGGUGGGGCUCGAGGGCGUGGACUCGGUUAGCGAGAGCGGUGUUGCGGCUGAUGGGAGGGCGCUGUGGGCGGGUUUGGUUUAUGCGAGGGAGUGGGCGGGUAGGUUGGCUGUUGGGUGA